CUGAUGUUCUUAUUCCCUUGUUUCUCUAUACUUAAAGAAGAAAUUUCUCUCAAAAGCUCAUUAUUCCGCGAACAAUGUCGAUUGUUGAAUAUCCCGACCGAAUCUCACAAAUUUUCUCAAAUAAAACAAUCCUCAUAACGGGCGCCACUAGUUUUCUCGGUAAAGUUCUCCUCGAAAAAAUAUUACGGUCCUGUCCUAGUGUUCACAAAAUCUAUAUUUUACUCAAUGACCCAAAUUCGACAUUCAAAAACUUAACUAAUGAUCCGCUUUUCAGACAGCAAGAGUUUCAAAUUUUCGACAAAAUUGUCCCGAUUUUGGCCGAUAUUUCUCUCCCCGAACUCGAUUUAUCUCCUAAUCAUCGAGAAAUAUGUGAAAACGUUGAGAUUAUUUUUCAUUGUGCUGGAAUUGACUCUGAUUUCAAAUACACAAUCCUAACAAAUGUCAGAGGAACGAAAUUGAUGCUCGAAUUGGCCAAAAAGUGCCAAAAAUUGAAAAUUUUUACUUUUAUAUCGACCGCUUUUUGCCAACUUGAUGAAGAAAUUCUGUACGAAAAAGUGUACCAAAGACGCGAAAAUCCCCAGAAAAUUAUCAAAAUUUGUGAAAUUCUCGACGACGAUAUGAUUGAAUUAAUUAAACACAAAAUUUCAGGAAACUUCCCGAAUUUUUAUACUUUCAGUAAAGCUUUAAGCGAAAAUUUAAUCGCCGAUGAAAUAAAUAACAUACCUGUUGUUAUUUUCCGACCUUCAGUUGUGGUGCCAAUAUUGCGAGAACCUUUACCGGGUUAUAGUGAUAUCAACAAUCCGGUGGGUCUUUUAAUUAGUGUAGGAAAACCUCUUAUUAGGUCUUUCUACUGUAAAAACAACGCCUACUUGGAUUGUAUCCCUGCUGACAUUAUUGCCAACACACUCAUGUUUAGUGUCUUUGAUUUUAUUACCAACAAUGGACAACGACGAGUUUACAAUGCCGUCUCCUCAAAUCAACAUAAAAUUCCUUUUAAACAAGUUGUCGAAAUUGUGCAAAAUUUAAUUGAGACCAAUUUAGUUUGGUGGUAUCUCGGGGGAUCCCUCAUCACCCAUUCAAAAAUAAAACAUUACGUAUAUGUUGUCUUGUUUCAGCUACUUCCGGCUUUCAUCAUCGACGCCAUUUUAAUUUUAUUCCGACAAAAACCAAUUUUAGUCCCCAUACAAAAAAAAGUACUACAGGGGUACCAACUGUGUGAAUUUUAUGUUAACAAAACAUGGAAUUUUGACAAUUCUAAUACUCUGAAAGCAACUGAAAAUUUAAAUCCGAAAGAACGCGAGAUUUACAAAAUGGAGGUUUCUAUUAGUGACAAUUCUAAGGAUUAUUUCACGAGUUGUAUACAUUUUGCUAGACUCUAUCUGUUGAAAGAGACAGACGAACAAAUGAUGGCAAAAAAAAUAAUGAAAAUAAUGUGGUGUUUGGAUCAGUUGGUGAAAAUUGUUUUUAUUACGUUGGUAUUUCAUUACAUGUGUAAUUUGCUGUUUUAAACAAAAAAUAAAUUUAGUGUUAAGGCUG
Tribolium madens (black flour beetle) is the source of this 1536-nucleotide messenger RNA. RefSeq names its product putative fatty acyl-CoA reductase CG5065. The coding region runs from base 75 to 1508 and encodes 477 amino acids. Lineage: Eukaryota; Metazoa; Arthropoda; Insecta; Coleoptera; Tenebrionidae. Gene Ontology annotation, molecular function: alcohol-forming very long-chain fatty acyl-CoA reductase (NADP+) activity. The record is from RefSeq and is a predicted model, not a curated record. Gene Ontology annotation, biological process: long-chain fatty-acyl-CoA metabolic process. Gene Ontology annotation, cellular component: peroxisome. The transcript has 7 exons.